Portunus trituberculatus (swimming crab) is the source of this 3091-nucleotide messenger RNA. Its product is annotated as perlucin-like protein. Gene Ontology annotation, cellular component: external side of plasma membrane. Gene Ontology annotation, molecular function: carbohydrate binding. The transcript has 7 exons. Lineage: Eukaryota; Metazoa; Arthropoda; Malacostraca; Decapoda; Portunidae. Bases 1248 to 1985 code for a protein of 245 amino acids. The record is from RefSeq and is a predicted model, not a curated record. Gene Ontology annotation, biological process: biological process involved in interspecies interaction between organisms.
UUCACACACACACACACACACUUCCGUUGCGGGCGGCAGAGAAUUCCGGAAAGUGUUUCGUGCUCGCGUUCUAGUUCCAUGAAGAGAAAUGAGUAGAUAAGAGCUCAGCUAUCACGUCAUAACUCGAGCGACUAACCAGCCUCGAGCCUCGCCCUUGAAAACGCCAAUCGGUCACCGCGUCGACAUUUUACACGGUAAUUAGAAACUGCGGCGCGCAUCCCCCGCUUACACAUGCUCGUCACCAGGAUGCAGGAAGACUUUCUAAGCGGCGAGGACUGUUGGCUGCCUCUGGGGCUCUGACUCAGUCCGUCAUUAUCAUCAGUCAGUACAGGAGCUGCCUCUGGGAGGAGUGGUAACACCUCGCCACGCUCCGGCCCUCCGUUCCUCCAGUUGAUGUCACUUCCUCGCUCGCUCCCUGCCAUGCGACACGAGUGAUGGACGCUUGCUUGUGUGUGAUGGAGCACGGGAAGAGAUAACAACAUCCGAGCGAAGGAAGAUAAACUACGCAAACUUUAAUACACCAUAAGAGAACAAUAUCACUCUUUAUCGUAAGAACAAAAGAGCUUCAGAAAACAAGUAAAGUUAGUACAAGGAAUCAUCAAACCAACAAGUGACAGUUAAAAGAUGACACUAACCAAACAUUGAAGCCUGAAACAGUAAUAAAAAAAUAAAAAAAGCACGUGAGAAACUGAGCAACUAACUAAACAUUCCUUCACGUGCGCAUGAGUGAACUACCGUGCAUGUGCGAGUGUAUAGGCGCGCGUGUGUGGACCUGAGACCCUUCUCGACCUCCAGGGAAGCAAGCACCUUCAAGUAUGACGAGUGUUUGCGGUGAAAGUCCAAACAAACUCGUGGGCUUGGCAAAUAGAAAACAAAACACAAGACCAUAAGUCCUGAGUGUAGCACGCGUCAUCCCCUCCCCAGUGCUCCUCUAGUCCGGGACGCGAGACAGGAGACGCGGAGACAGUUCAGUUAUAUACCAUUUGUUUAAACACUUCUGCUCCGCACCUUCUUUACAUUCAAAAGGCUCUAGUUGAAGUGACACGAGUUUCUAAGGAUAUUUUUACGGUUUUAGUGAAAGAUUGACAAGAUUUCUGCAUCAUUAACAGAAGAAACACGACAGAAGAAACACGACUGGGAAUCCUGCUGAUCACCUCUGUGGCUUUCGGAAAUUGUCGUGGUGAACAGAACGUUACAGAAUACGGACAGUAACCGAGAGAAGCACAGGAGUAUCACGUGUCUGCACCAUGGCAUUCUGUAGCUGUCAGGAUGUUGGUGAUGCUGUGAAAAGAUGCGGGCGAAGUGGAAGGCAGGCAGGACGGUACGGGAGGCAAGGAUGGUCACAGAUGACAGCUGCUGUGGUGAUGGCGGUGAUGAUGGUGGUGGUGUUCAGCGUGUGUCCCGUGGAGUGCCGGACAAAUCGCUCCAUUUCAUAUUCCAGUCACAAUUCUCUUCUUGGCGUGGACUCCUCGUGCCCUAUGGCCUUCCAAAAGCUUGGGUCCCGCUGCUAUUUCUACGGCUACUUCCCUCUCAACUGGUACCGCGCCGCUGAAUUCUGCCACUCCUUCGGUCGCGGCGUGUCCCUCGCUACUCUGGAGACAGCUGAGGAGAACCACCACGUGAAGAAGUGGUUGACUUUGAAUGGCAACCACGACAGCGGCGUGUGGGUGGGCGGCUCUGACAAUGGGCACAACGGAAAGUGGGCGUGGUUUCCUACUGGUCAGUUGGUGAGCUACAGUAACUGGGGCCCGUCUCAGCCCAGCGGCGGGGACCAGCACUGCAUGUAUCUGGUCGGUGGUCUUCUCGGGUACCAGUGGGCCGACUUUCAUUGUGAGUUCGACAUGAAUUUUCUCUGCGAGCACGGGGUGAACAACGUACAAGUGUGGAGGAGGAAGAGGAGGAGGAGAAGAAGGAGGUCCAGUGUGGCAGAGAGGCGCGAGGACAUGCUAGACACCUUACAAAAUCCUCAGCCGAGUAACCUGUAGCUGAGCCCUUAUGUGUCUGCUGUGUCUCCUGGUGGUCGGGAUCUUGGUGGCUGGGUGGUGGUGUAGGUGUUGAUCAGCCAUGGCACGUGGACAUUCAGCGGCGAUGUGACAAGAGCGCCUCCGAGAAGAAAAUGUUAGCUUCUCUAGAAAUAAGGAUACAGACACACAGGUUCCAGGGAGGCGAGAGGUACUUCGUUUAUUUAACAGAACCCUUGCUGGUCUUGGGUUGUAGAUUUGUAUUUAGUGUUACUCAUUUCUUGACAAAUAUUCUUUUACUUUUUAUUCUGUGUCUUAUAUUGUUUUUGUUCUUAUCGUUUAUUUUUUAAUUCUUAUUUUGUUUCCAGCAGCGUCAUUUGAUUUCUAGGGUUUAUUUGUGUGUUGUUUGUGUCUGUGUUCUUCCUUUCUCUUCUUGUUCUCAUCGUUCUCUUUUAAUUCUAAUUUUGUUUCCAGGAGUGUCAUUUAAUAUUGCAGUGUUUGUUGUGUGUGUUCUCGUUAGUUUUCCCAAAUAUGAUACCCUCAAAGUCCUUUAGAACACUGGUGAACGUAGCAAAUGUUAAUGUGUGCCUUCCUUCAUUCCCGUUUCAGGAAGGGAGGGGAUACAGAACAUAACGCUCUAUUAUGUAUUGUAUUUAUCAUGUUGCAUUGUGAUUAUUAAUGUUUGUGACAAUAUUUUAUAGUUCCAUCAUAUUUUUUUACUUGCCUUUUUUUAUAUUAUAUCAUGACCUUAAUCUUUUGUGUGUGUGUGUGUGUGUGUGUGUGUGUGUGUGUGUGUGUGUGUGUGUGUGUGUGUGUGUGUGUGUGUGUGUUGGGGGGGUAUGCUUUGUCUGGGCCAGCCCGUGUGUGAUUGCUGUCCAGGUAGAGAGGUGGAUGGAUGUUUUCUCAUAUUGUCACAUAUUUAUUCCAUGUCUUUAUGUGUCUACCUUUCCCGCACAUCUAAGAAAACUGGUAUACGUACUGUAGGUGUGAUUUGUAAAUGUACUGUCCGAGUAAGGUGAAGUGUUAUUUAUAAAGGUCAUCCCUCUCAAGUCAAGUUUUCUGUUACAUACAUAAUUUAGGGAUAACUUAAGCAACAUGUAACAAAGCCUUGAAAUGGAUAUAAACCAGUA